Molecule: messenger RNA, 573 nt
Organism: Blumeria graminis f. sp. triticale
Lineage: Eukaryota; Fungi; Ascomycota; Leotiomycetes; Helotiales; Erysiphaceae
Source: the annotation of a GenBank genome assembly
AUGCCUCACUCAGAAGCAAACCGGAAAAUGGUUCACCACGUCAAUGGCGAAAAAGAUAAACCAGCUUCGGCCUUUUUAUCGCAUCUAAAGUCUUAUCCAGUUAUCUCGGACGGUAUCACAACCAUCACCUCCAACCCAUAUGGUGCCAAGUCUAUAUCAAUCACCACAACUUCGUAUGAAAAAAUAUCUAAACCUCUUCUCCCAUAUCUUCGCACGCCGAUCUCCUACAUCACUCCCUACGCUGCCAGAGCUGACUCGCUCGGAAAUAACACACUCUCUUCUUUUGAUAGCAGGUUCCCUGUUGUUAAAAAGCCUACAGAAGAAUUGUACGCUGAGGGCAAAGCUGUUGUUUUCUUCCCUCUUCAGAAAGGAUUUGAGGGUAAAGAUUAUGUUUUGAACGUUUAUGGCAACGAGAAGAACAAAGUCGGUGGGGAAGGGUUGAUCAAGUAUGGCAAGGCAGCCAUAGCUACAGGAUUGGUAGUAAGCAGUGAAGCUUUGAACUGGCUUAACGGAUUUCUGGCCACAAAGGUGGACCAAGCCAAGGAAGUUAAGAGCGAAAAGAUUGGUAGCUGA